This is a messenger RNA of Eruca vesicaria subsp. sativa (arugula), 2857 nucleotides long. Lineage: Eukaryota; Viridiplantae; Streptophyta; Magnoliopsida; Brassicales; Brassicaceae. The record is from the annotation of a GenBank genome assembly.
GUCGCUUCUACUUUUUGGGAGCAGAGAAAAACGAUGGCAGAUGGAUAUGGCUACGGCGGUUUUUCUGGAGUACCGUACCCGAUCUUUCUUUCUUCUCCGUCUUCUCAUCCUCCAUCUUCUGCGCCGCCGAUCCAACCUUUUGAAUCGUAUGAUCCAACCCAGGGAGGGUAUGAUCCGCUGAUUUCUCAGGGCUCUUAUCACCAAUCGCCGAAUUAUUGGUUAAAUCAGCUACCAAUUGGUGAUAAUUCUCGCUCUCAGACGCCUUCUUCAUCGUUUGGAAAUUUUGGUCCCAGGGCUGAAGAUUUUCAUAGAGGCUUGUUCUCACCGAGUGAAUUUAACCCUUCAAGGGAAUCAUCAUCUGAUGUUGUUGUGCCACUCCCCACUGAGAAUUUCUUAGAGAGGCAACGCUAUGAGUGGGUUCCUUAUACCUCAGCUACCGUGUCUUCUUCAGCAGAUAUGCUGAGUAGAAAUUCUCAGGAACCAUUCUAUAAGCCUAUCCCGUCUUUUGGUGCUUAUCCUUCUAGCAAUGCUUUUGAUGAUAAACCUUCCGGACAUUACCAUCAUGGCUAUGAUAAACCUAAGAGUACGAACGUUGUCCCUGGUCUUUCUGUGGAGCCUUGCUUAGGUGUUCCGUCUUUACCAAUGUCAAGCUUGAAAACAGAAGCUCUCUUUGGUGGAAGUCAAACUGGGAUUCGUUUAGGAGACGGGAAAUCAUUCCGUGGUGACGAGCCUGAGAAUAUUCAAUCGAGUUCUUCUGUUGAACCGGUGAAUUUCGACGCGUUGCUUGGAUAUGGUGAAGCCACUGGUCACGUCAAGCCUUUUUCUGAAAAGACAGUUUGCUCGCCAGGAUCACGGAGUCUCCGUUCUUCACACCCGAUACAUUUUAAUGUCAAUUCCUCCGAUUCACUGUUCAAGGAAAAAGGAGAAGGUUGUGAUGUCUCCUCCCUUUAUCAGAAGCCAAAUACGUUGGUUGCUGACAUUGAGACUGGUAUUUCUGAGACCUUCUUGAAGAAUGCGAUUGAAGAUUUGAAUUGCAAUGAGCAUAGAUCCUGGAACCACUUCAUGGUAUCUUCUGAGGGACCUUCAGCUCCUACUGUGUUCUCUAUGGGGAAUGAGCCAUGUGGUGCAAUAAAAGCGGAUAAUGAUAAUGCUGCUCAUUCGGCUGUCAACUAUAAAACCCUUUCCGAAGGUAGUGCUAAUCAACCUAGUGAAGAUGUUCAAGCCAGUGAAAAGACAUGUAAGCUCCAGGAACAACUGUUUGAUACGAUGAAUAGAGCUAAGAAGAAGACCACUUUGUUGACAGAUGUUUGUAUCAAAGGGAGGAGUACAUCCAAUGCAGAUGAUGUAUCAACUGGCCGAUCACCUGAAAAGCAUUUAUGUGAUCAAGGAGAUUUCCCAUCCCCGCCUUCUUCUGCAAGAGUUUCUUCCGUGAUUAAUGCCAUGCAUAAUCUGUCAGAAGUGCUUGUUUACGAAUGCUUCAACAAUGGGAGCUGCCUUAUGCCGGAACAUCUUGAGAACAUUGAUAGAGUAGUAGAGAAUCUCACCAAGUGCUUAAAGAAAAUCACCAGUAACAAGAGAGUAGCAGGGGAAGCAUCAGUUCCAACUCAAGCUAUGAAUGUUUCCUGUCCAAACGUGGUUGAUCUUAAUGAGGCCCCAAAUGUAGUCGCUAAAGACUGUCAAGGAUUUAAUGUCAAGCAGCUAGACAGCUUUGGUUUCAAAGAACCGGUGGAUACGGAUAAGACUACUGAGAUGACCCAGAGUAUUAAGAACGUACUUGCUUCCAACUUUCCUGAUGGUGAAGAAAACCACCCACAAACUCUCUUGUACAAGAAUCUCUGGCUCGAAACUGAAGCAGCCUUAUGUUCCUCAACUUGCAUGGCUCGCUAUCAUCGUAUCAAGAACGAGAUUGAUAAUCUCAAAAUUCAGAACAAUGAGGUCUCUCCAGAUGCAUCAACCUUUAUGCAGGAACCUUUUCUUAACCCGCAGGAGACGACUGAAUCACUCAUCAAACACGGAAGCUAUGGUGGGAACAAUGAAGUAACAAUGAUGAGUCGUGACGCUCCACAAAGCUUUAAAUUCAACUCUGAUCCCGUGAAUGCAGUACUUUCACUUAUGUCUAGAAGCUUUACCGGUGGUUUAGAACAGGAAAAUCAUGGAAACGUCAAGCUUGAUGCUCAGAAAGCCGACACUAUACAGCAGGAAUCCACAAGGGAGGGAAAAUAUGAUGAUGUUAUAGACCGGUUUCAGAUUCUGAAGUAUCUGGAAACAAAGCGCAAACUCAAAUCUCAGAACUGCCCGGAUUCAGACAUUGGUAGGCUUCAGAUUCUGAAGCCGCAGGAGGAAACAAAUUGCAAACUCAAUUCUCAGAACUUCACAGAGACAAGAAAUGAUAACCAGGAGGAGAAUCGAGAUCAAGUCUUGGAGAUGGCUAAAAUUGGCAAAAGCAGCUAUAUGACCGAUGUAAUGGAUAGAUUCCAGAUACUAAAACGCCGAGAAGCUGAGCAAGUUCAGAAGUCUCUCAACAGCUUGGACAUAGAUUCAGAUUCAGAAGACGAUCAGCCAAGAAACAAGACACAUAACCUCUGGCCAGACUCGAUUACCGUCGGUACUGAACCAUCUGCAUACUCGGACUGGGAACAUGUCCCCAAGGAUGAUUGAGUACUGGAACUUCCUUGGGCAAGAAGUUUCGAUCCUUUUUAAUGGCUUUGUUUGUGUAUAAAUAAAAUGGCAUUGUGUGAUUACACUUAAAAUGAAAUUGUGUGGAGUGGUAUUUUGCUAUUUUUCAAAUUGUGGCGUGUAGUUUCAAUGUUUUCUGACAACUUACAUAAUAUGUGUUAUCUGCAUCCUCAGAAUCUUA